Messenger RNA from Ostrea edulis (European flat oyster), 3054 nucleotides. RefSeq names its product protein flp-like. The record is from RefSeq and is a predicted model, not a curated record. NCBI's taxonomy places the organism in Eukaryota, Metazoa, Mollusca, Bivalvia, Ostreida, Ostreidae. The transcript is spliced from 6 exons. Bases 182 to 1870 code for a protein of 562 amino acids.
CUUAACCAAAUAAAAGAUCGUAAAAUAUUCAUAAGGUUGUUGUUCUGCACCUUAGCAUAGAAAAAUAACAGCACCAAAACUAUCUCAUCGAGGCGCAGGCGUCUGGAUUUAAAUAUUUCUGUCAGUUUUAAGGAUCGUUAUACAACAUUCAGCUAUAGUGAAUUGCAUCUGCAGACUGAGAAUGUCAUUAUACUGGACGCUCUUUGUAAUUUGCAUUCAAACUACAGUGAUAGGUGGUCAAAGAUUUACCGAGGAAGAGAUUCAGUUGAUUGACAGUACAGUAGAAGCCGUGAGAAAAUGUAAACAUAUACCAGGACUAGGGAUUUCGCUUGUAAGAAAUGGGAGUGUAUUGUACAAAGGUUAUGGCCAAGCUCGACUGGAUCCACCUGUGAGCUUUGACGAGUUCACGGUAUCAAACAUAGGCUCCACAGGGAAAGCUUUUACAGCAGCACUUCUUGGUAUCUUAAUUACAGAAUCCAGGAGAAAGGGUGAAAGGCUAGGGUGGGAUUCUAAAGUAGCAGACAUAUUGGGAUCAGACUUUCACAUGAGUACAGACGUCGUUACUUCUGAAAUGACGAUUAAGGACAUUCUAACUCAUCGCACAGGAUUACAGAACCCGGACCUGUCCCUCCUUACAGUGUUAGAAAAUAUCACCAGGACCGCCUUUGUCAGUCGUUUGAAAUAUUUACCACAGACGAUGGAUUUUCGAGACGAGAUGAGCUACAACAAUUUUAUGUACAUGAUAGCAGGUCAUGUUGCAGAAGUACUUGGUGGUAAAUCAUUUGAGACAUUAAUCAAAGAGAAAAUAUGGGAUCCACUGGGCAUGAAUGGAUCUUACUUCUUGGAUGAUGUGUCUUCGAGGAAUGAACAUUUUGCAUUUCCCUACUUUCUAAUUAAUGGAACAUUAAAUUUCACGGAUGAUGACUUUCUCUUGUAUAGAUUACAUCAUUAUUCACCUGCGGGAGGCCUCUGCUCCUCCUCAAGAGACCUGUCAAAAUGGUUGAUAUUUUUGUUGGGAAAUGGUACCUCUGAAAAUGGUCUAAAUCUCAUUGACAAGGAUGUUUUUGAAGACAUGUUUGAACCUUCUAUAUCACUACCUCGAAAACUAAUGGAUCGCUACACUUUGGAAAAACCAUAUCCGGUGCAUUCAAUAGUGUCGUGGUAUGGUUAUGCUUGGUUUGGACGAAACUAUAGAGGGCAAAGAUCCGUUUUCCACACAGGCUCCCUCCAUGCAUACUCAACAAUUGCAUCCCUUUACCCCCAAGCGAAAAGUGGUUUCUUCAUGAUGGCAAAUGGUCCUUGGCCAGUUAAAUUUAGAACAGAUUUAGAGCCAUUAUCCUAUGUAUUGUCUGACAUCCUCCUACAAGAGGAGCAAUGGUUAAACCUCUCCACGGUUUGUUCUUUUCCCGAACCUUGGGAAGAAAAGCAAAUAAAGAACGAAACAGUGACCGAAAUUUCCACAGAUGAAUUAUACGACUUCACGCCAUGCGUAGGGAAAUACGGACAUGCCAUUUAUGGCGAUAUCGCCAUUAGUAAUGAUUUAGCCAAUCGAAACCUUUCGUUUAGGAUGAAUUCCAUCGGGGAAGGAAACUUGGCUCUCGUGUUUUCUGAAAAUUCGACUUUUCAUAUGGACUUUGCUGGUAGGUUAUCCUUAAUUUUUGGUCAAAGUUGUGAAGCCUACUUUGCUGAGCAAUCAAAUGGAUUGUUCCAAAAGCUCCAUUUAAAAUGUGCCGGUGAAUAUGAUUUUCAUCGAGGUGUAAGCUUUCUCGGGGAGUAUGGCCCGACAUCCUCUUCAACGUUUAUGAUAUGCGAUAUAUCACUUUUGAUAUUGUCAAUGUUCAUACUUCUGCUGCUCGUCCACCUAUCAUGAAUAACCCCUAUGAAAAUGUAUUAUUUCUUUUGUAACAGCGGUCGAGUUCGAUAGACAUGUUUUAGCGAUCUACGAGAGAGCUUGGUUUUCCCUUUCUCGUAAGCUAAUGAAUGUUUGGACCUAUUUUUUUCCGCAGAUAUCUCCCAAACUUUGUUUUCUUUAAUAGGCCAUCAUAAUUUGCUUUAUUUUCUUUACUUUCUUUAUUUCUGCAUUUCAAUUCUAAAGCUGAAGACGUCGCUAUAUGAGUACAAAUUAUCGAAUGGGACGUAAAACAACAGCAGUACGUAUGUAUCAGUGUAUGAAUACAUAUACGGGGUCAACAGAGGUCACGGCUGUGCGUAUGAACAUUUGUUAAAAGUAGGUUACCGGUACUAUUUUUACUAAGGCAAUACACAUCUAGCCAGUGCUUCCGCUUAUUGCAUUGUCCUUAUAUGUUUCAAAUUUCGUCUUCUACACUGACCCCUGGUCACUCUUGCGUAAACAAUGGCUUAGUUUGGCAACUUUGAUAUGAGUGAUGCGGAAUUACACCUUCUGCUAGACGAUGACAUUUGACUUUUAGCAGAAAGGUCAUUCACAGUAUUUAUAGCCGAUAUUUGUAAGUCGUCGAAGUGCAUUAAGACCUACAGCAGCGAUGAGUGAUGUCAGUUCCCCUGCACGCCAAACCAUAUUUAUAUGUCGGGGCAUCGGAGCGAGGCGUCGUUCAAAACCUAUAACAGAAAUUUAUCGAGUCAACAGAAGCGUUCAGUGAGCUCACGUUUGUCAACAAUUACAAAUUCAAAUCAAAACCGUACCUUACCUUCGUACACUUCCACAUUCUCUGCGAUGUCAGUUCUUUCAGGAGAUUCAUCUGCGUCAUCUGCCCUGUCUAUAAAUGAUUUGCCUACACCUGACGACUGUUCUUCAUGUUCCUCCACCCCAGUCUUCUGUUAACUCCGUAAUGUCCACAGAAUAUCAUUCAAAAUCCAUCUUCAACUAUUGCGUCUUCAACUUUCAAAAGUGAAAGGGGGCAUCACAACUGUAACGUUGCGCCCUUUCGCGGUACAUUUUAUCAGCUUUUCCAACAUUAUCAAUUUAGACAUAAGGAAGAGUUCUUAAUUAUAUACUCCCGAUUUAAUAUAUAUAUAUGUCUUUAUUGAUAUACUUGCUUUUUAGUGUCUUAAUAAUUAAAACAGUUCUUCAUUUGA